This is a messenger RNA of Drosophila ananassae, 2598 nucleotides long. It is a transcript of the gene cd, whose product is annotated as chorion peroxidase. NCBI's taxonomy places the organism in Eukaryota, Metazoa, Arthropoda, Insecta, Diptera, Drosophilidae. The record is from RefSeq and is a predicted model, not a curated record. Gene Ontology annotation, biological process: response to oxidative stress. The transcript is spliced from 4 exons. Bases 16 to 2526 code for a protein of 836 amino acids. Gene Ontology annotation, molecular function: heme binding; peroxidase activity.
AGUAUAGCUCUGAUCAUGACGGACGAAACAACGCCGCUCACUGCAGCAGCGGGUGGCUCUGGAUACGUUGUCCUGCCGCCUGAGCCGACAAGGUUCUAUCAAGGACCCGAUCGCGUUUUUCCCGGUGGUGUUUCCCCGCGUUCACGUCGCAACAAGAUGCGGCAGUUCCAGUGUUGCAUGGGCAUUACUUUUAUUGUCAUUGUAAUUGCCGCCCUGUGCUUGGCCCUGGUCUUCAGCGACUCCCUCGGAGGCUCCGACGGGAGUCCCAGUUUUUUCUUUGUGGUCAAUGGAACCGAUGGGGAACUGUCGCCAAGCCAACCGCUGCCAGACGAGCCGGCGGCUGAUUGGGCCCUUAAACAGGCGGCUCUGGGUCAUCAGGAGGGUGUUCAGGCUGUGAGCGCCGGGAUAAAGGCCCUGGGCGAUCGGGAGAUACUGGAAGAGGGACUUCAACCAAACGAGGUGAAUACACCCGCCUUCCGGCACUAUCGAUCCUUGAGCACUAAUCCGGAGGCAAGGAAACUGGCAAGACGGGGAUAUGUGGAAAACCAGGCCACCAUGGACAUCGCCAAGAGAUUCAAUUACACAAAGCAGCCGGGUCGCAGCAACAUUGGAUGGGGGCCACGCAUUGUCCUGCCCGAUCCGACAGUCCUGCGGCUGGAUUGCGACUUCAACGCUCGUUUCAGGCGAUCCACAGGUGUGUGUAACAACAAACAACACCCAAGGACCUUUGGAGCUUCUAUGGUUCCCUACCGUCGCAUGGUGUCCCCGGACUACGCGGAUGGCAUUGCGUCUCCACGGGAGAGUCACCAUGGCCGCCGCCAGUUGCCACCUGCCCGGCAAGUGUCUCUGAAGAUCCAUCGUUCCAGUUACGAGACUGAUUCAAAUUUCACCGUCAUGCUGGCAGUUUUUGGUCAGUUUAUGGACCACGACAUCACGGCCACGUCUUUGACCACAUCCCAGGAGGGCGAGUCGAUUGAUUGCUGCGUUCCGGAGACCCGGAAACAGCAUCCAGAAUGCUAUCCGGUGGAGAUUCUUCCCGACGAUCCUUACUAUCAGCAGUACAACAUCAGUUGUAUGAAUUUCGUACGUUCUGCUCCUGCGCCCACAGGAAGAUUCGGGCCACGGAUGCAAUUGAACCAGGCGACGGCGUUUUUGGACGCUUCCGUGGUAUACGGCAACUUGGAGCAGCGUCAGAGCCAGCUCCGGAGCUUCAUCAACGGUUCGCUGCGGAUGUACAUCACGGACGAUGGUCGGGAGCUGCUACCCAUCUCCUCGAACCCGGCGGAUGGCUGCAACCGGGUGCAGAUGACCCGACAGGGCAAGUACUGCUUCGAGUCGGGUGAUGAUCGGGCUAACGAGAAUUUGCUCCUCACCUCCAUGCACUUGCUGUGGGCCAGGCACCAUAACUAUCUGGCCCGAGGACUGCAGGAUCAGAACCCCCACUGGGAUGACGAGCGUGUGUACCAGGAGGCCCGUAAGAUACUCGGCGCUCAGAUGGCCCACAUAACUUACAAUGAGUUCUUGCCCGUCUUGCUGGGCCAGAAUCUUAGCGAGGCCAAGGGCCUGCUGCCGGACAAGGAUAAUCUCGAUGCACCCGACACUUAUGACCCGGAGGUGGACCCCAGUAUUGCCAACUGCUUUGCUGCGGCGGCUUUUCGAUUUGCGCAUACUCUACUACCUGGUUUGUUCAAUGUCUCCCGAGACAACAGAAGCCCAGAAGCUGUGGAGCUGCACAAGAUGCUCUUCAAUCCCUUUUCCUUGUGGGCGGAGCAUGGCAUUGACCACGCCCUGAUGACUGCUGCGAAUACGCCCGUGAUGAGGGUAGAUCGCUUUUUUUCAAUAGAGGUUACACAGAAGCUCUUCGAAGGCCCAGCCGAGGACAAGGUUCCCCUGUGCGGCCUAGAUCUGGUGUCCCUGAAUAUACAGAGAGGGCGCGAUCAUGGGAUUCCCUCGUAUCCAGUCUUCCGACGACACUGUCGCCUGCCACCCGUGGACACGUGGGAGCAGAUGGCUCAGGCCGUGGAUAAUGCCACAUUGGUUUCCAUAAGACAGAUAUACGAGUCUCCCCAGGAUGUAGAUGUGUAUACGGGUGCCCUCAGUGAGCCGCCCAUGGAGGGAGCCAUUUUUGGACCGCUUCUUAGCUGCAUGGUAUCCGAUCAGUUCCUGCGAAUCAAACUCGGUGACUCCCAUUGGUAUGAGCGGAAGGUAGGACCUCAGAGAUUUACCAAAGCGCAAUUGGCGGAGAUCUAUAACACCAGCCUGGCAGCCAUCAUAUGCCGAAAUUCGGAUGGAAUAACCAGAGUGCGUCAGCAUGUCAUGCAGCGCCUUCGGGAGGAAGGCAAUCCUCAGAUGGACUGUCAGGACAUAAAAGGAUUUCAUUUUGAUCUAGGACCCUGGUCGGAAGCCAACCAGGAGCCCAAGUUGCACAGAUCGGGAAUGGGCAGGGCCUCCACUUCCGUGCGGGUGAUUUCUAGAAACUCCACCAAGGAACCUAAAACAGCCAAUGUGACACUUCAUAUUGAUUAAUUUAGAGAAAAACCAGAACAAUUUGUUAAAAAAUAAUAAUAAAUAUCAUAGUUAACAAUAAAUAAUUGCCGG